This is a messenger RNA of Lotus japonicus, 773 nucleotides long. RefSeq names its product SNF1-related protein kinase regulatory subunit beta-3. The transcript is spliced from 3 exons. NCBI's taxonomy places the organism in Eukaryota, Viridiplantae, Streptophyta, Magnoliopsida, Fabales, Fabaceae. The record is from RefSeq and is a predicted model, not a curated record. Gene Ontology annotation, molecular function: protein binding. The coding region runs from base 273 to 629 and encodes 118 amino acids.
CCUCGCAAUCAGGGGCACUAGACUUUGACAUAUUGCUUUCUCUCGUCGGGUAUCUCCUCCUUCAUCUUCCUCCUCCGUCGCGUUAGGGUUUGCAAUUGCAGACUCACACCUUCCCUUUCUUCUUCCGCGCUUCGCCUACAGACUCCAAUUCUCUCUCCAUCUUCCGAUUCCGUUCGCGAAACCCCUCCGUGUUCCGUCAAUUGGUAUAUUGGAAUCUCACUUGGGCCCUAAUUGAUGUGUUCACACUGUUAACGGCUGGGUCCAAUUCCAAGAUGAACAAUUCACAAUCUGAAAAUCAUGAUGAAGUAACGGUCGUGGGAUUUGAAGUUCCCAAGUCUCCUGAUUCCAGUUACAGUAAUGUCUAUACUGGAAAUGGAGAUGAUGCACGGGAUCCACCUAUUGCCCCUCCACAUUUGCAACACCCUUUACUCAGUUAUCCCUCUAGUAGAGGAGACACCUCAGGAACUCUUCCAUUGCCUCCAAAUGUUAUUCUAAAUCAUCUUUUUAUUGAGGAUGGGGAGUCCCCAAGAUCUGUGGUGGCAGUAGGAUUCACCCAUCGCUUCCGUUCAAAAUUUGUUACAGUCGUGCUCUACAAACCAGUCCAAAGAAGGGGAAGUCCAAGCAUUUGAUCUGCAUAUUUAAAACCUUAGCGUUGUUGGUUUGUAAUGAUUUAUUGUAGACCUCAUAUUCGAAUUGCAGGAAAUGAUAUUUUAAUGAACUGUAGACUGUUUCUCAGUAAAUAUUUUAAUGAACCUUAGAUUGAUUCUCGCUAA